Messenger RNA from Aspergillus niger, 654 nucleotides. RefSeq lists its product as hypothetical. NCBI's taxonomy places the organism in Eukaryota, Fungi, Ascomycota, Eurotiomycetes, Eurotiales, Aspergillaceae. The transcript is spliced from 4 exons. The record is from RefSeq and is a predicted model, not a curated record. Bases 1 to 654 code for a protein of 217 amino acids.
AUGGCCCUUGUCGAACAUGGUAAAGGCAACGGUGUUCCCAGGGACUUAAUGUCGUCAGACCCGACUAAAUGCUGUGUGGUUGAUGGGAAGCUCCCGGUUAUCUUCGUAUCUCCACCUUCUUCCCCCUUCCCUUCAAGGCCAUCCGUGGAUUCCACACCAGUUAACCAAGCUUUGUGUGCCGAGUUUGACCCAACCGAGGUUCCCAAGGAUCGUAAUGCUGCCCGAGUAGGAGGAAACUGGAAAGCAGGCCAGAAGGUUGAGAUUGACUCCACCGCAAAAGCCGGACCCGGAAAAGAGGAAACCCCUCUUUGUUCGGGAUUUGCGACGCGAUCAACCCAUUCAGGACUGGGUUUGAUCUCGCCUAGUAGUGCCGGGUGGGAGAAACUCAAGGGGAUCAGCUCACAGCCGCAGAGCGAGAGAGAUGCGCAGUGUCAAUCCGGUCGGGCGCCUCAUCCUAAUUUCCUCUGGGCUUCCGGCAGUGGGGCGGCAGCUGAUGUGCGUGCCUUCGCCGGAUUUUAUUUGACGAUGGAAGAGCAUUACUAUUCUUGCCUUCACGGCGCUCAGCUGGCCAUCGAUACGGAUCCACCACUAGAAACGAGAAAGACGCUGCCCGGCUCUCGCUGCCAUUCCUUCACACUGGAUCGCCCAGGGUGA